Molecule: messenger RNA, 1930 nt
Organism: Eruca vesicaria subsp. sativa (arugula)
Lineage: Eukaryota; Viridiplantae; Streptophyta; Magnoliopsida; Brassicales; Brassicaceae
Source: the annotation of a GenBank genome assembly
UGGCUUUUAAGAUGAAAUAUACCAGAAGAAGCUUGUAUACUUCUUCUAACAUCUGUUCAUAUCUAAAAAUUAUAGCUUAGGGGGCUCAACAUAGGAAUGAUGUCAUAUAAUGGCUUAGAAGCUUGCAUCAACAACAAUCAAUCUUUACAAGGAGAAAGUGGAAGAAGCCGAGGAGAUGAGUGCUUGACUGAAUCAUUGGAUGAUGAUGCAUUUUCAAGCUGUUCAUCUAGCAAAGAUACAUCCGAGUCAUUUUCUUCAAAAUGGUUACCUAAGAAAAGUGGUAAACAUAGUUCUGAUGAGUGUGACUUUGAGACAAGUCCUAAACAUUUCUACUCUAAGGAGAAGAGACAUGGCUAUACACUCUGCUCUUCUGACGUGGAAGCCAUGAAGGAGAAGUUUUCAAAGCUAUUACUCGGUGAAGAUGUCACAGGAGGAUGCAAGGGUGUGCAAACCGCUUUGGCUUUAUCAAACGCUAUAACUCAUCUUGCCACCUCAGUAUUCGGUGAGCUAUGGAAGUUGGAGCCAUUGUCUGAAGACAACAAGCAGAGAUGGAGAAGAGAAAUGGAUUGGUUACUCUCACCAUGUAGUCACAUGAUUGAGCUAGUCCCAUCUAAGCUUGUAGAUGGCAAAAACGGAACAUCAUUUGAGAUAAUGACACCGAAACCCCGUGCAGACAUUCAUAUGAAUCUCCCAGCUCUCAGGAAACUAGACUCCAUGCUGAUUGUAUGUUCUCCUUCUCUUUUUAUCAGAAGUUUAACUUCUUGUUUCUUUCUCCUAAUCUUGAUGAAAGCACAGGAGACACUGGAUUCUAUGGUGAACAAAGAGUUUUGGUACUCAGAAGUAGGUCGUAGGUCAGAGAGCAGUAGAUGGUGGCUUCCAUCGCCUAAAGUUUCUAAAACAGGGCUCUCUAGCUUAGGAAGAAAGAACUUGCUUGAGAAAGGCAAUGUUGUUUAUCAAAUCUUUAAAGCUGCAAAGUCAAUAAAUGAAGAAGUGCUUCUUGAAAUGCCAGUACCUACCAUUAUCAAGGAUUCGUUACCUAAGACUGGAAAGUCAAGCCUUGGGGAUGAACUGUUCAGGAUGUUAGCUUCAGAGUCUACUUCGGUAGAUGAAAUCUUUGUGUCUCUUAGGAUUAGAACCGAACAUGGAGCUCUAGAGACAGUUAAUAGGUUAGAAGCAGCUAUCUAUGCAUGGAAAGAGAGGAGUGCAGAACAAGAAAGUAGUGGCAGAUCUCAGGUACGAGCGUCUUGGUCAUUAGUUAGAGACUCGUUGUCUGAGAUUAGUCGCAUUAAGUCACUCAUAAACAAGGCAGAGAGGCUUAAUGGUCAGAUUAAAUCUAAAUUCUCUAAUCUCCCUCAUUCAUUUCUUGAUGCUACCAAGAUUCAAUAUGGCAAGGAUAUUGGUCAUGCAAUUCUUGAGGCAUAUUCACGUGUACUUGCGAGUUUAGCGUUCCGCUUACUCUCCAGGAUUCGAGAAAUCUUGCAAGAAGAUGCUCUGAGUUCACCUGCAACAUCAAGCUGCUUCUCUGGGACUAAUGACAUGUUCAGAACCCCAGAGAGGCUCCUGGUCUCGUCUCGCUUAAGGCAUUCCCUCAUUCACGACAUCAACAAAGCUGAUGAUGGUACAAUGAAUAGUCUUGACUUUCUCAGCGCAGAUCCUUAAGGCAGUAGUUUGUAUUUGAUAUAAGAGCGCUCCGCAGUCUGAAGCUUCUCGUUUGUUCAGAGGGUUUGCUCUUUGAUCAUGGACAUGUAUUAACAUAACCCCAUUUUGAAAUCAUGUAUAAUUAUGAAGUAUGCAAUGUUAUCCACAUUGUAAUCUUAUCUUCAUGAAUCAUGAUUAUAUAAUGAGAUUAUACACUAAUAAUUUAUCAAGGAGAGCCUUUGUGUUACAUGCUUCCAAAGUGUACUAUUAUAUAACAUCAGUACUAAAUGAA